GGAGGAGUUGAGUUCUGAUCGGAGGCUCGGGGAUUGGCUUCUCUUCCUUGGCAGAGGCGGAAGGAAGUGUCCCAGUCUAAAUUUGUCGCUUUCCGAACUUCUGAUUAUCUCCCCUCGCUGGUUUGUAGUGCACGCCGGUGUCCGAAGGCAGCCGAUAUGUUUCGCAACCAGUAUGACAAUGAUGUCACCGUUUGGAGCCCCCAGGGCCGAAUUCACCAAAUAGAAUAUGCAAUGGAAGCUGUUAAGCAAGGAUCUGCAACUGUUGGACUGAAGUCAAAAAACCAUGCUGUUCUAGUUGCUUUAAAGAGGGCACAGUCGGAACUGGCAGCUCAUCAAAAGAAAAUCCUGUAUGUUGACAACCAUAUCGGUAUUUCAAUUGCUGGACUUACUGCUGAUGCAAGACUUCUGUGCAAUUUCAUGCGUCAAGAGUGUUUGGAUUCUAGAUUUGUAUUUGACAGACCUCUUCCAGUUUCUCGACUAGUAUCGCUGAUUGGAAGCAAAACGCAAAUACCAACACAGCGUUAUGGCAGAAGACCAUAUGGUGUGGGACUUCUCAUUGCAGGAUAUGAUGAAAUGGGUCCCCAUAUCUUCCAAACCUGCCCUUCUGCCAAUUAUUUUGAUUGCAAAGCUAUGUCUAUUGGUGCGAGGUCCCAGUCAGCUCGAACAUACUUGGAGCGGCACAUGACUGAGUUUGCUGACUGUAAUCUGAAUGAGCUAGUUAAACAUGGACUGCGUGCUUUAAGAGAGACACUUCCUGCUGAACAGGAUCUGACCACUAAGAAUGCUUCCAUUGGGAUUGUUGGCAAGGACAUGGAAUUCACUAUUUAUGAUGAUGAUGAUGUAGCACCAUUCCUGGAAGGUCUUGAAGAAAGACCACAGAGAAAGCCUGCCCAGCCUGCUGAGGAAACUGCAGAAAAGGCAGAAGAACCAAUGGAGCAUUAAUUAUUGUAGAUGCACUAGUGCAUAGGUUACUUCAGGCAGAGUAAUGCUGAAGCAUUGAUCUUUAUUCUGGAAACUUAACUCUGAGCAAAAUGCCCAUUGUAGUGAAGCAUUCUAGUGAGUCAGUCUUUAAAACGUAUUUCCAAAAAAUGUUAUGCUGGCAGCAAAGAAUUCACAACUGACUACUUCUCUUGGGAAGAAGAAAAACCUUUUCUAGACUGUAUGGGAGAUUGUUUUAUACAUAAACUUGUUGCUUUUAUGUCAUAAAGGCCUCUAUGAAAUAAACUGGUCUUUCUCGAAA
Messenger RNA from Hemicordylus capensis (graceful crag lizard), 1240 nucleotides. RefSeq names its product proteasome 20S subunit alpha 1 (gene PSMA1). The transcript has 10 exons. The record is from RefSeq and is a predicted model, not a curated record. Gene Ontology annotation, biological process: ubiquitin-dependent protein catabolic process. Gene Ontology annotation, cellular component: nucleus; proteasome core complex; proteasome core complex, alpha-subunit complex. NCBI's taxonomy places the organism in Eukaryota, Metazoa, Chordata, Lepidosauria, Squamata, Cordylidae. The coding region runs from base 157 to 942 and encodes 261 amino acids.